CGCCAACGAGUAUAAAUGGCGGGCCCGGCAACACAGAGGCAUCAGUCGCUCGAUUGCCUUUCAGUAACAAACAGUCCCAGGACAACCAAAAACCCAUCCAAAAUGAAAUCGUUCAUCGUAGUCGCCCUUUUCGUCGCCGCCGCUGUCGCCGCCCCUGCUGGCCCCGACGCCGAUGCCCAGAUCCUGCGCUACGACAGCGACAACAUCGGACUUGACGGCUACAACUACAGCGUGGAGACCUCUAACGGUAUCAAACAACAAGAGGAAGGUCAGCUGAAGAACCCUGGUACUGAGAACGAGGCUCUCCAGGUCCGCGGCCAGUUCGCCUACACCGGCCCCGACGGCGUGGUCUACACCAUCACCUACAUCGCCGACGAGAACGGCUUCCAGCCCCAGGGUGCCCAUCUCCCCGUCGCUCCUUAAGUUAGCUCCAAUAAUUUCAAUAUCUAGUCCAAAAAUACUCAUCCCUAACCUUACCCCUUCCCUUUGUUAAUUAUCCACUCUAAGCGAUCUGUGAUAUGAUCCUGAAAGAUUUUGUUAAUAAACAUAUUAUGUUAUAGUA
Molecule: messenger RNA, 562 nt
Organism: Trichoplusia ni (cabbage looper)
Lineage: Eukaryota; Metazoa; Arthropoda; Insecta; Lepidoptera; Noctuidae
Product: cuticle protein CP14.6-like
Exons: 3
Coding region: 16-423 (135 amino acids)
Cellular component (GO): chitin-based extracellular matrix
Molecular function (GO): structural constituent of chitin-based larval cuticle
Source: RefSeq, a predicted model, not a curated record